Molecule: messenger RNA, 1309 nt
Organism: Salvia miltiorrhiza (redroot sage)
Lineage: Eukaryota; Viridiplantae; Streptophyta; Magnoliopsida; Lamiales; Lamiaceae
Exons: 2
Coding region: 30-926 (298 amino acids)
Source: RefSeq, a predicted model, not a curated record
UCCUGGGUCUGGACCCCGAUGAGCACGAGAUGACGAGUAACUGCUUCAUAUCAGUGCUGACACCGGGCGAACUCUCGGUGAGCUUCAAAUCCCCCGAGAACCCAUUAGCUCGGGGUGUCCAAUUUCCACAGCACACCAAAGCCCGUGUUGUGGAGGAGCGCGAGGACGAGGAGGAUGUACCUAGACAACCUCGUAUGACUCGUAGUCAGAGUGUUCGGGGCCCUGUGAGGGAUGCUCAACCCCACGAGCCGGCUCGUCAUUUAGUAGAUCCGGGAAAGCGCCCAGCGCCGCAUACUUCUUCAUCGUCGAGCGGAUCUCGGCCUGUAUCCAGUCCCAGCGAGGGUGAGGUGGACCGUAAAUGGGUCAAGAAGACGAUCCGUCAGGAGAUGAAGAAGUUCUUCGGCAAAUUCAUGGAUAAACUGAAGGGCAAGGGUAAAAAGGAUAGGGGCAAGAGCAAACAUUUUCGAGGGUCUGACUCCCCUCCCCUGAUGAUUACCAGCGACGGUCUCCUCCAAAGAACAGAGCUGAUCCCAGCGCUUCAGGGCCCGACGCUUCACGUCCCUGCGACGACGACCCCCGCGAUGAGGAACCACGCCAUCCAGAGACCCUGCAUUAUGAUACACGCCCUUCAGAUUAUGAUUCUCACCCAGCAGAGACCCGGGAUUACAACGCGCAGUGGCAGGCCAUGCAACAGGGUCAGAGCGACUACGGCUAUGCAGAAUUUUGACUGGUCGACCUAUGUCUACCCUCAUGCCUCUUCCCCAUUCCUGCGACCGGAGUAUAGGACAGAGCAGCCGAUAUACUUUGCUGAGUCGCUCACUUCUCUUGUGCCAUAUGAGUGGGGACAGUCUUGUUCUGCAGGGCCGGCUCAGACGGAGGAGCCUGAGCCACAUGAGAGCAGCCAUCGCGUCGUAGCCGGAGGGUGAGACGUCCGUCUAACUUUCGGAGAUCGCCUUGGGUUAAUAGCCCAGAGCCACGUCCAGUGACACAACACUGCAAUGACACUUAUGAGAAGUGGGUGGCUAAUUGUCGAGCUGGUAAGGGUGGUGAGGUGUAUGUCAGGACCAGUGGUGGUUUGCGGGUGUACGACGACUUCGCGCGGGUGGAGAAUGUCAGACAGGAAUUCACAACUAGGGAUGUUGACUUGUAUUAUUUGACCUUGAGACAUAGACUUAGAGAUUCUGGGGAUUUACUUGAUGACGCAAAUAUGAAUAACACAGUCAUAGUAGACACGGAUUGGUUUAUAAGGAAACUUUCAUUAUUUAUAUGUUUUCAUUGGUGCGGAUAUAAAUUAUUAAUUACUUAUUUG